AAAAUCUACAGGGAAAUGGUGUCGCCUAUAAAUGAGUGCAGAGAGGUGAACACACACUUAUACCGAACAGUGCUGUACAAGUGACAUCAUAUAGUUCACAGAGUACCUACCACCUGACUUCCUGAAAUGAAUACGAUUCUAGUCUUACUCGCCGUGCUGUUUGCCUGUUUGACCGAAGGGAAACUGACCAAGGGAAGCCAUUGUUACGACGACAAUGACUUGCAAACCUACAAACACUUUGUUGGAAAACAUGCGUGGAAUAAUUACCCAUCAUUUUACAUGGUGAAGGAGCUAGAACAACUCGAGAGCGGCGGGAAUAGGCAAAGACAGCAAACGCGACACAGCUGCCCCAAUCUUGUUGCCAGCAGUAUUAAGCAGGUGACAGAGGAUCACAACAGUCGCUCUAUCUCCCCCUGGCGUUAUAGGAUUGAUGUGGACGAAAACAGGUUACCGAUGAAACUCGCCUUUGCUGAGUGCCUGUGCUCGGGGUGCAUUGACGUCAGGACUGGGAGAGAGACCGACGCUGUCAACUCUGUUAUAGUGAACCAGACCAUGAUGGUACUUCGCAGGAAGCAGUGCUCAGACCAGAAGACAUACGCUUUCCAAGUAGAAUAUAUCAAGGUCCCAGUGGCAUGCACCUGUGUGCUUCCAAAAAGCCAUUACUAAAUGUCUCUUGUAGAGGUAUUUGGAAUGAAACCCUCCUGGCUGUAGUGACAUGUAUCACGUACCUGAGAAGUUGUGUUUAUUUUAAAACACGCUUUACUGUAAUGGGUCACAUUAACCCAAAACCAUCGUAUAUUUUUACCCAGCCAUGUUUUUGUGACAACGUACUGUUUUUGCAGACACAGUGUAUUUAAGUUUAUAUUUAAAUGCCUGCUUAUAUUUAUUUCAUUUUAAUUAAAAUAAUGUAUAAUUUAGUUUGAAAUGCCAUAUUUUAAAAUGCCUAAACUACUAACUGUUGGAAGCAGUUUGUGUGAGGCGUUUGUGUUUUGUUGUUACUUUACUAUUUAAGUGUAUUAUUUAUUUAAUAUAUAUUUAUUUAUAUAUUUAUUAAUAAUAUUUAUUUUAUAUAUACUAUAUAUAUUUCAUACAUAGUAUAUUAUUUAUUUCAAUAUUUAUGGAACUGUCGUAAGAAGUAAUAUUGAUUCUGUUUUAUUUAUUUGAAAUAUUUUUUGUUAUUUAUUUGUUAAAAGCACAAAAUAGGCUCCUGUCUUGUGAAAAUAGUUAGAUUUAUUAAGUUCUCUACGGUCCUUCAGAGAAGGUCUGUUUAUUUUAAUGAAGUAAAGUGCAGUCGGAAGGCUGAACUUCGAAGGUGUUGUAAGCAGUUUACCACUGAUGAUAUUUUAGUAUAAAAUUGAACAUCGAAGUGGGACACUGUAGGUUUAAAUUAUUUAUUAAAUUAUUUAAAACAAAUCAUUAUUUAUUACAAAAUAUUUAUUUGAAUGCACUGCUUUGUAUUUAUUGUAUAAAGAAGAAGCGAUGAACAGCGCUCUUGUGGCUCAUAUCACACAACCGCUCUGAAAUUAUUUGCUUGCAAUUCUGAACGUUUGUUUGGCUUGUGAUGUAUUCUGCAUAUUUAAAUAAACUUGUUUUCUGAA
This is a messenger RNA of Acipenser ruthenus (sterlet), 1598 nucleotides long. RefSeq names its product interleukin-17C-like. The transcript is spliced from 3 exons. Gene Ontology annotation, biological process: inflammatory response. Bases 127 to 666 code for a protein of 179 amino acids. Gene Ontology annotation, molecular function: cytokine activity. Gene Ontology annotation, cellular component: extracellular region. NCBI's taxonomy places the organism in Eukaryota, Metazoa, Chordata, Actinopteri, Acipenseriformes, Acipenseridae. The record is from RefSeq and is a predicted model, not a curated record.